Micromonas pusilla CCMP1545 is the source of this 1224-nucleotide messenger RNA. RefSeq lists its product as uncharacterized. Lineage: Eukaryota; Viridiplantae; Chlorophyta; Mamiellophyceae; Mamiellales; Mamiellaceae. The transcript has a single exon. The coding region runs from base 1 to 1224 and encodes 407 amino acids. The record is from RefSeq and is a predicted model, not a curated record.
AUGGCGCGCGACGACGACGACGACGACGACCUCCUCGAGCGGUUCGACCGCGACGGGUACGUCGUCGUCCCGCGCGUCCUCACGAGCGAGGAGCUCGAGAUCGUCAGGAGGGAGUGCGGCGGCGUGACGCGCGCGUACGCGACGCGCGGUGGGCAUCGCGUCGUCGCGACGGACGACGACGAAGAUCUCGACGACGACGACGACGACGAGACGCGACGGAAGCGCGCGCGACGCGGACGCGGACGCGGACGCGUCGACGACGGCGACGGCGACGGCGACGGCGACGGCGACGGCGACGGCGACGACGCGAGCCACCUCCAGUGGCUGUCCACGUCGCACGGGUGCGUCCUCGAGGUCCCGGGAUGCUGCGACUGCUGCGACGUCCCGGACAAAAUCCGCGGCGGGUAUCGCGUCCGCGGCUGCGUCGCGCGAUGCGAUCCCGCCGUCGACGCGCUCCUCUCGCGCGACGGCGCGCUCGGGUCGCUCGCGGUCGCGCUCCUGCGCGCGCGACCGGGCGACGCCGCCGCGGAUUCGGUGUGCCUGUUCAACGACCAGUACAUCGUCAAGCCGCCGAGUCGCGCGAGCGCGAGCGCGAGCGCGUCGUCGUCGUUCGCGUGGCACGUCGACUCGCAGUGGCUGGGCGACGAGGACGCGGGCGACGACGACGACGGAUCCGGGUACGCGCCGUACGUCUCGCUGUGGACCGCGCUGGACGACGUCGACGACGUGAACGGCGCGGUCAUGGUGUUGCCGUACCCGCCGGCGACGCGCGGGAAAAGCGGCGGGGACGGCGGGGACGGCGGGGACGGCGGGGACGGCGGGGACGGCGGGGACGGCGCGUCGCCGACGAAAACCGAAACCAAAAAAACCAAAACCGCGUCGGCGGCGCGUCAUCACCUCGAGCGUUCGCGAGCGUACGGGGUGACGCCGUCGCGGCUCGACGCGCUGUCGCGCGGGGAGUGCGCUCGCGGUGAUGGUGACGGUUCAGAAGACGAAACGUCGCGAAUCUUCGCGCGCGUCCGCGUGUGCGCGAUGCGCGCGGGGAGCGUCCUCGCGUUGUCGGACCGCGUGUUGCACUGCUCGGGUCCGAACGCGAGCGGGGCGUCGAGGCGCGCGUGGAUGCCGCAGUUUUCGCUGGGGGCGGUGCGUCGAUCGGGGCCGGCGGAGGGCGGCGUCGUCGCGUUGGCGGUGCCGAUAGACGGCAUAGGUAGGAGGAAGGAGUAG